Molecule: messenger RNA, 1213 nt
Organism: Achroia grisella
Lineage: Eukaryota; Metazoa; Arthropoda; Insecta; Lepidoptera; Pyralidae
Gene: eIF2beta
Product: eukaryotic translation initiation factor 2 subunit 2
Exons: 1
Coding region: 93-1019 (308 amino acids)
Biological process (GO): translational initiation; formation of translation preinitiation complex; formation of cytoplasmic translation initiation complex
Cellular component (GO): eukaryotic translation initiation factor 2 complex
Molecular function (GO): translation initiation factor binding; mRNA binding; translation initiation factor activity
Source: RefSeq, a predicted model, not a curated record
AAUUCUGGUCACACUGCAUUAUUAAUACUUGCCAAUUUUUAAUUCUAACCAAACAAUUACCUUUUAGUAUUGAAAAGCUUGUGCAAUAAAUCAUGGAUGACGACAUGGUAUUUGAUCCAUCUCUAAAGAAGAAGAAGAAGAAGAAAACUGGUUUUGAUAUGGAUGCUGCACUUGCUGAACAGGGCGAAAGCGCAAGCAUGGAGGUACCAGUGGAGACAGGUGACGUAGACGUGCCUGAGGAUGAUAACCUUGAUUUAGAUAACUUUGGUAAGAAAAAAAAGAAGAAAAAGAAGACAUUCUUCAAUUUGGAAGAAAUAGAGAACGCUUUGCCCGAGACACCACCUACUGAAGAACCAGAACCCCAGGAAGUUGAAGAUAUUGAUGAUCUGGACUUAGAUAUAGAUUUCUCAAAGACGAAGAAGAAAAAGAAGAAGAAAAAUAAUCUUGAUGAACAUGUAGUCGAAGAUGACAAUAAGGGGGAAGAUCAGGAAAACAUCGAAGAUAUACAUGGAGACUGGGUUGGUAGUGAUCGCGACUACACUUAUGACGAAUUGCUUGAGCGUGUAUUUGACAUCAUGCGUGAAAAAAAUCCAAGCAUGGUGUCUGGUAAAAAGCAAAAGUUUAUUAUGAGGCCUCCUCAAGUUGUACGAAUUGGUACAAAAAAGACCUCUUUUGCAAACUUUACAGAAAUUUGCAAAACAUUGCAUCGACAGCCAAAACAUUUAUUAGACUUUUUAUUGGCAGAGUUGGGCACUAGUGGUUCUGUUGAUGGUAAUAGUCAGUUAAUCAUUAAGGGUCGUUUCCAGCAAAAACAAAUAGAAAAUGUACUCCGCCGAUAUAUCAAGGAGUAUGUAACAUGUCAUACAUGUCGCUCACCAGAUACAAUUUUGCAAAAAGAUACCAGGUUGUUCUUCUUGCAAUGUGAAACUUGUGGGUCUCGUUGCUCUGUGGCCAGCAUCAAAUCUGGGUUCCAGGCUGUCACUGGUAAACGUGCUGCCAUUCGUGCAAAGACUGCAUAAAGUAGUGCUUAGUUAUAAACUAAUUUUACACAUGAAGGUCUGGGGUACAUUCAGUUACGAUUAUAUUUUAUUGUACCUUUUAGCAUCAAAGCCUAUAAACCCAAUUGGAUGUAGUGCAGAUUUUUCUAUAGGUUUCUUUUACUUUUACUACAAAGCACCAUGUUGCCUGUUUAUAAAGAGAGUCAUGCCUAAUA